AUGACGAAAAGUUCAAUGGAAAAUCAGGAAUCCAUUCAAAAUCAAGCACUUGGACUUAUAACUAGUAGGGUUAAGUCCAUGCCUAUUGAGUCAAUGCUGCUCCUUACAAAUAUUAAACCACUGAAGACUGUUUUUGAAGAGAAAGCUACCAUUCUGUAUGAAAAAUUGUUGCAUCUUGAUGAUACCUUUUUUGGAGAAACUACCAGAAUCUACCUCGAAAUCUUAAAACCUAAGUGGCUUUGUCCAGAGAGUUCUUGCCUGCAAAGGUACCACCAUCUCCCUAAUAUUGUUGAUAAGGCUUUGAAACCAUGUAAUCCCUUAGUAAUUCAUGAAAUAAGAUCCAGAUUAAAUCUUCAAACUUCAGUUCUUAAAAACGAAACAGCUCCUGAAGUUCUGUGCCUUCUUGCUCUGGAGAUGAUCUGUAAUGAUCUGUACCCCGAUCUUGACUGGCUAAGAGUAUAUACCGAUGGCUCGUUUUCUAAAGACCAACCUAACACUGGUGCAGGAAUCUUUUGUGAUUUGUUCAGUUUUUACACUCCAAUAGGAAAUUUCCGUACAGCCUUCCAUGGAGAGGUCUCGGCCAUACGUAUAGCGCAGAAACAAUUAACCACAUCCACUGCAACAAGUUUCAAAUCCUCUCUGACUCCAGAUCUGCUACUCAGAGCAUUUGCUCCAUUUGCGACCCAUCCUCAAGGGAUACAUUGGAUAUCCAGCUCACCAUCAAAAAGUUGGAACUAA
Messenger RNA from Uloborus diversus, 738 nucleotides. RefSeq lists its product as uncharacterized. The record is from RefSeq and is a predicted model, not a curated record. Lineage: Eukaryota; Metazoa; Arthropoda; Arachnida; Araneae; Uloboridae. Bases 1 to 738 code for a protein of 245 amino acids. The transcript has a single exon.